This is a messenger RNA of Caenorhabditis remanei, 1176 nucleotides long. RefSeq lists its product as uncharacterized. The coding region runs from base 1 to 1176 and encodes 391 amino acids. The transcript has 7 exons. Gene Ontology annotation, molecular function: zinc ion binding; DNA-binding transcription factor activity; sequence-specific DNA binding. The record is from RefSeq and is a predicted model, not a curated record. NCBI's taxonomy places the organism in Eukaryota, Metazoa, Nematoda, Chromadorea, Rhabditida, Rhabditidae. Gene Ontology annotation, biological process: regulation of DNA-templated transcription.
AUGAUCUCUCUGAAAUUCUGUAAAGUCUGCGAUCGAAGGAGUCAAGGAAUCCAUUUUGGAGUUUCCAGUUGUAGAGCGUGUGCUGCGUUUUUUAGAAGACGUGCCGGUUCCAACCUUAUCGAGAAGACAUGUAUGAGCAGCAGGUGUGGAGUUGAUUGUUUUCUCUGCAAACCAUGUCGUCUGAAACGAUGCUAUGAAGUUGGAAUGGAUGAGAAGAAAUUCCAAUUUGAUCGUGACGCCCUUCACUCAGUAUCCUCUACGAUAACGCUCCGGUCCUUUGAUAAAUUUGUAGGACGUCCUCAAUUCAUUCACUUUUGUGAUCCAGACGCCCCGACGUCUUCUAAAUUCAUCGAUCUGUCAUUUCUAGUGGAGAAAGGAGAAAAGAUUCUAAGAAAUGGGCCAGCGUGGGGUCCACAUUCCAAUAAAGGACCACUACAAAAACUUGUGAAUUUUCAUAACGUUUUUGAGAAAAUGCCUAGAAAUAUGGCUACCAACUCCAAAUUUUCCCCCGGAGACUGUUCGGAUUGUUGGGAGUAUUACUUCCUAACCACCGCCUCGUGGCUCACUAAUUUCGACGAAUUCCAAAAACUGAAUCAUCAGCUUAAAAUGAAGAUUCUGUUUGGCAUCUGGCACAUGUGGGGUCGAAUGGAUAAACUGGCAUCAACUGCUUUGGCAAGAAGGCGGAGUCAACUGACUGCUAAAUCUGAAAUUGCUCAGAGUAAUGGGUUGUUCUUAGAUGUGGAUAAAUUGGAGUUGGAUGUGUCGUGGCUUUGCAAUUAUAAACUGGAAGAAGUUGAAUUUUUCAUCGAUGGAUUCCGUAAUUGGGAUCUAAUUGAUACCGUUCAAAUGUUUAUCGAUCUUGAUCCAACACCCAUCGAACUCAAUUAUAUGUUGGCUCAAAUGAGUUUUUACUAUGCUGGAAACAGAUUUCAAGGAGAGAUUCUGGAAAUUAUGGAAAGAUUUCAACAGGUUCUAUCCGAUGAUCUGCAUAACUACUACGUGAAUGACAGGAAAAUGAAUAACUAUUCGGGGAGAUUGAGUAGACUUUUGAAGAUUAAUAAUGCAGUUCAGGAAAGUGUGCGGAAGAGGCGGCCAAAGACAGAAAUUGCGAAAACUUUGAAUAUAUUUACAGCAGAAUUCUCACAUCUGGAGAUGUUUUUCGAUACUGGUUUUUAG